ACGCGUUUUAGACGCAGCUGGUUAGCUAGGUUACGUACUGGAAUUGUGCAACCUAGCUGAAGGAAAGCAUAUUAAAGAUAUGGCAGGUGUGGAUAUGGACCCGGAGACGGCGCGUGGGUUGUUUGAGGAAGGAGCUACGUUGGUGCUCCUGGGAGUCCCCGAGGGCACUGAGCUGGGCAUGGAUUACAAGAGUUGGCAGGUGGGCCCACGAUUUCGGGGGUUGAAGAUGAUCCCACCAGGCCUACACUUUUUGCACUACAGCUCCUGCAAUGUUAACAGGGGUGGGGAGAUGGGCCCGAAAACUGGGCUCUUUCUGUUUUUGCAGCCCCGUGAGGUCCAGCUGGCUCGUUGGAACGAGAAGGAGGAGGACCUGGACUUUUCACCCUCACAGAACCAGGAGGAGGUUGACCGGGUGAAGGCAGGUUUGCAGGACUUGGACCCAUUUCUGGGGCCCUACCCUUACGAAACGCUGCGCAAGUGGGUCUCGCUGACGGACAGGCUGACUCCGGAGGUGGCCAGCGGCCUGCAGCCCCUGAGCGGCAGGAUCUGCGCCUUCGGCGACGUGAUGCCAGAGCUGCAGCUGCCCCACACCAAGGACCGAGAGGAGCAGAACCUUCCCCGCAAUGACACGGAGUGCCAGAGCAUGCGGGAGGGGCUGGAGCGUCUGCCCCGCAUGAAGCAGAGGGCCGGUACAGAGCUGCGCUUUUCCCACAUCCCCAAACAGACGUACCCGCCGGGAGCAACGCCCGCCCAGAUCACUCAGUACAGCAUGGACCUCAGCUAUGCCCUGGAUUGUCUACUGGAGAGCAACUACAAGCAGGAGCCGCUGCAUGUGCUUGGUGAGCUGCAGUUUGCCUUCGUCUGCUUCUUGGUCGGGAACGUGUACGAGGGCUUCGAGCACUGGAAGAGGCUGCUGGCGCUCCUGUGUCGCUCAGAGACGGCCAUGUGCGCCCGUCGUGACCUCUACCUCGGCCUCAUUGCCGUGCUCUACCACCAGCUGGGGGAGGUCCCAUCGGACUUCUAUGUCGACAUCGUGUCGCAGGACAACUUCCUCACCUCCACUCUGCGGGAUUUUUUCCAGUUUGCCAGUGGCCCAGGGGUAGACGCUUCACUGAGGAAACGAGCGCAGAAGUUCAAAGUGCACUUGACUAAGAAGUUUCGCUGGAAUUUCGAGGAGGACCUAGAAGACUGUGCCCCCGUGGUGGUGCAGCUUCCUGAAGGUGUGACCCUGGAGUGACACCUGGGGGGAGGAUUAAGAGUGGCCUCAGGAGCCCAGGUACAGUGGCGAGUCAUGAGACCUGGGCACACACCUGCAGAACUCCAAGCACCUUGCUGAGGUUGAGGUGGGGCCUCACUGGAAAAAGGGUGGCUGUUACGGAAUUUGGAAUGUGGAAUGUGGAAUGCACGUUGCUCCAAUGGGAACGUCACAACUGACUCA
Messenger RNA from Megalops cyprinoides (Indo-Pacific tarpon), 1438 nucleotides. RefSeq names its product AAR2 splicing factor (gene aar2). Bases 80 to 1237 code for a protein of 385 amino acids. Gene Ontology annotation, biological process: spliceosomal tri-snRNP complex assembly. The transcript has 4 exons. Lineage: Eukaryota; Metazoa; Chordata; Actinopteri; Elopiformes; Megalopidae. The record is from RefSeq and is a predicted model, not a curated record.